UUGUAUAGUAAUUGUGUUCGACAUAUACAUACAUUUAUUUUAAACAGAUUUCAAAAUGAUCUUUUCUAAUCGUUUUUACUCAGGUAUCCCGGGGACAUUAGGAAAUAGCACACUACGUUUGUGUCUAUUUAAAAAAAUAUUUUUAGGCUAUGGUGGAGGGAGCAGUGACUAUAGCUGUGUUCGAUGUAAACAUAGCUGGCAACUCGACGGCGAAUGUCAUGUCAUAUUUACAAGAUGGGGUGACGUUCGAUAAUGUUUCUGGAAUGGCAGAUAUAUUUAUGAUAACUUGAAUGUUCUGACUUCUGUUGCUCUCUGUGUUCUUUACAUCGACAACACCAGUUUAAUUUAACGUUAGUUAGCCAGCUAGCUUGAUCUUCCUACAUCCUGGCCAUCUGAUCUGUCUAGCUAUGGAAUCUAGCUACCGUUAUCCAUCUCUAAUCAGCUAUAUUUCAGAUGAUUUAGAUUAACUUUUGUAUUUGUUGUCGUUUUGCCGUAUUGUUGUUUGUAUCAGAUGCAAGGCUAGCUAGCCAGAGUCACUGAUUGCUUGUUAGCAAGUUAAAAUCUCUGGUCGAUUGCGUUGUUCCUGCACCACAACUAGCAUGGUCCCUGCUAAGGUGACUCACACCUCAGAAGUCCCCUCUGGCCCCAAAUCAGAGUAGGUCAGAGCCCGAUACUUUUUUGGGGCCAAGCCUCAGAGGUGGGAACAUAAAAAGCACCUGUCUAAAACCUGCAAUGGAAAAGGCCUAUUUAAUUCUUUACUCCCAUGAAUGGAGUCAGUUAGCUAACUAAUUGAAUUGUUAUAUCUUCUUUUACAUAGUACACCAAAGCCAUGUUGACUUACUGUCAUUCUGCAACAGAUGCAGCCUGACACAGAUGCCAUGGCCCCUCUCACCCUGGGGGACUUGGACUUGACCACAGACAAGUUCAUCUUGGAUGAAGUGGAUGGGUGUUGACCUCAGGCAUUACUCUAAACAGGUGGAAGGUGAACUCCAACGAAUUGAACAAGCUUCCAUCAAAGACUAUAUCAAGGAAAGCCAGAACAUUGCCUCUCUGCACAACCAGAUCACAGCCUGUGACUCCAUACUGGAGCGAAUGGAGGGCAUGCUGAGUGGCUUCCAGAGUGACCUCUCGUCCAUCAGCAGUGAGAUCCAGACUCUGCAGCAGCAGUCGGUCAGCAUGAGCGUGCGGCUGAAGAACAGGCAGGCCGUACACAGCCACCUCAGCCAACUGGUGGAUGAGCUGGUGGUGCCCUGAGCUAUGAUCCAGUAAGGGGUAAUCGUGGAUAACCCGGUUAUGGAGCAGGAGUUCCUUGAGCAGCUCCAUGAGCUCAACAACAAGAUCAAUUUUGCCAAAGAGCUCAGCUUCAGGGAGACUUUGUCCUGCUCUGACAUCCAGGACAUCGUGGACCACCUCAAAAUCAAGGCUGUCACAAAGAUCAGAGAAUUUAUCCUGCAGAAGAUUGAUUCCUUCAGAAAGCCCAUGACCAACUAUCAAAUCCCCCAGAACACUCUCUUUAAGUACAGGUUUUUCUAUCAGUUCCUCUUGGCAAAUGAAAGGACAGUAGCUAAGGAGAUCAGGGAUGUGUACGUGGACACCAUGAGUAAGAUCUAUUACAGCUACUUCAAGUCCUACAGCGGCAGGCUGCUCAAAGUACAGUAUGAGGAGGUGGCAGACAAAGAUGACCUGAUGGGAGUGGAAGACACGGCCAAGAAAGGUUUCUUCUCCAAGCCCUCCCUGAAGAGCAGGAACACCAUCUUCACCCUGGGCCAGCGGGGGGCCGUGCUGAGCCCUGCCGAGCUGGAGGGGCCCAUCCUUAUCCCCCACACUGCCCAGAGAGGGGACUGCAGGUAUCCCUAUGAGACGCUGUUCCGCAGUCAGCACUACGCCCUCUUGGACAAUGGCUGUCGAGAGUUCCUCUUCCUGUCUGACUUCUUCAUGGUGGCUGGAAACUCUGCGCUGGACCUCUUCAACAGCGUCAUGGGAAAGACACUCAGCUUGUUCCUGAAGAGCAUGUCCACCUAUGUAUCGGAUUGCUACGACAGCAUCGCUGUGUUUCUGUGUAUCCACAUCAUCCUGCGUUUCAGAGCCAUCACAACCAAGAGGGCCAUCCCAGCCCUGGACAAGUACUGGGAGGCGGUGCUGGAGCUGCUGUGGCCCAGGUUUGAGCUCAUCCUGGAGAUGAACAUUCAGAGCAUCCGCAACACGGACCCCCAGAAACUGGGCGUGUUGGACACCAGACCACACUAUAUCACACGUAGAUACGAAGAGUUCUCUUCUGCCAUCGUUAGCAUUAACCAGACAUUCACCAGCGAGCGAACCCACACCCUCCUUGGCCAACUGCAGGUUGAAGUGGAGAACUUUGUCCUGAAGAUGGCUGCAGAGUUCCCUUCACGCAGGGACCAGCUCAUCUUCCUCAUCAACAACUACGACAUGAUGCUCAAUGUCCUCAUGGAGAGGGCAGCCGAUGACAGUAAAGAGGUUGAGGGCUUCCAGCAGCUCCUCCAGGCCAGGAGCCAGGAGUUUAUUGAGGAGAUUCUGUCCUCCCCCUUUGGUGGCAUGAUAGCGUUUGUGAAGGCGAGCGAGGCGUUGAUAGAGAAAGGCCAGCUGGAUAGACUGAAGAAUGAUGAAGCCCAAAUCACCCAGCUAAUCAGGGGGUUUUCCAGCACAUGGAAACAGUCUGUGGAAGCUCUGAGUCAGGAUGUCAUGAGAUCCUUCACCAACUUCAAGAACGGCACUGGUAUCAUUCAGGGGGCACUCACCCAGCUCAUCCAGUACUACCAUGGCUUCCACAAGGUGCUGUCCCAGCCCACCUUCCGCAGCCUGGCCGUGCGCUCGGAGCUCAUCAACCUGCACCACCUCAUGGUCGAGGUCAAGAAACACAAGCCCAACUUCUAACUGGACACUUCCAAGGGUAGAGACUGGGGAUGUGAUGGAUUAAAUGAAGAUGCUCAAAAUCAGACAUGGCCUGAUUGGAAACAAGUAGAAGAGUAUAUCCCUUUGCUUGUGACAUCGCUCCACUGAUUAAGGACAGUGUAUUGCACGUGGGAUCCUGUUGUUUGUGAUUUGACAUUGUAUCAAUGUCAAUAGGUAAGGCCUUGUGUGAAAGUGCUACUUUUUUUUCAUGGGUGCUGGGUUCUUUGCUUUCAGGGAGGGGAUAGGGGGAUGAAGAGACAGAAAUGGGAUAUGGGAAGGUUCAGUGGUUAUAUGGAUUGACAGGAGAGAUCACAGAAAUCAAAGGCUGUAAGAAGAAAUAUAGUAGAUGGUCUUUUCCAGACAGGGCUGCACAACUCAGUCCCUCAAGUUGGUGCUGGUAUUCAUUUCUCCCUAGCACAUAACUGAUCAAUUACUUUCCCAGGUAGAAUCCAGUCUUUGGAUUCACAGUCUCACCCACAGUCUUAUGAUUGUGAGAGGGAGGAGCAAGAGGUAGAGGUAUCAUUGAAGUUCAGUGUGAAAAGGAAAAGAGUGGUAUCUCCCAGGCCCUUGUUCUGUGUUCUCAUACAUGUACACUGAACAAAAAUAUAAACGCUACAUGUAAAGUGUUGGUCCCAAGUUUCAUGAGCUGAAAUAAAAAAAAUCUAUUAAUUUACCAUACGCACAAAACGCUUUUUUCUCAAAUGUUGUGCUCAAAUUUACUUGUAUCCCUGUUAGUGAGUAUUUCUCCUUUGCCAAGAAGCUGAAUAAACAGCAUGAUCCUUACACAGGUGUGUGCACCUUGUGAUGGGACAAUCAAAGGCUGCACUAAAAUGUGCAGUUGUCACAACACAAUGCCACAGAUGUCUCAAGUUUUGCAGGAGCGUGCAAUGGGCAUACUGACUGUAGGAAUAUCCACCAGAGCUGUUGCCAGAGAAUUUAAUGUUAAUUUCUCUACCAUAAGCCGCCUCCAAAGUUGUUUUCGAGAAUUUGGCAGAACGUCCAACGAGCCUCAACUGCAGACCGCUUGUAUGGCGUUGUGUGGGUGAGCAGUUUGCUGUUGUCAGCUUUGUGAACAGAGUGCCCCAUGGUGGCUGUGGGGUUAUAGUAUGGGCAGGCAUUAGCUAUGGACAACAAACACAAUUGCAUUUUAUCGAUGGCAAUUUGAAUGCACAGAGAUACCGUGAUGAGAUCCUGAGGUCCACUGUCAUGCCAGUGGACCUCAGCAUUCUCACCAGACAUGUCACCCAUUGAGCAUGUUUUGGAUGCUCUGGAUUGAUGUAUACGACAGCUUGUUCCAGUUACCGCCAAUAUCCAGCAACUUCGC
This is a messenger RNA of Oncorhynchus tshawytscha (Chinook salmon), 4237 nucleotides long. Its product is annotated as vacuolar protein sorting-associated protein 52 homolog. Lineage: Eukaryota; Metazoa; Chordata; Actinopteri; Salmoniformes; Salmonidae. The transcript is spliced from 17 exons. The record is from RefSeq and is a predicted model, not a curated record. Gene Ontology annotation, molecular function: syntaxin binding. The coding region runs from base 1294 to 2895 and encodes 533 amino acids. Gene Ontology annotation, biological process: retrograde transport, endosome to Golgi; Golgi to vacuole transport; endocytic recycling. Gene Ontology annotation, cellular component: GARP complex.